Molecule: messenger RNA, 6315 nt
Organism: Amoebophrya sp. A25
Lineage: Eukaryota; Dinophyceae; Syndiniales; Amoebophryaceae
Source: the annotation of a GenBank genome assembly
CUUCUUCGUGUCUGUUGAGAAUAAAUUCUGUUCAUCAUGAGAGUGAGAUACUAUUUUCAUCAAUUAUUCAUUGUUCUAGUGCGUUUUUAGAGCUUUCUUCAAUUUUUUUUUGGUAAAAGAAUAAGAAAAUCAAGCUAGAACCCAACGCACAGGCUUCCCAAUUUUUUUGUAGUGCACAGUAACAAACUACCGACCUAGUAAUCAUUUGUUGUGUUGUACUAGGUUGUAGAACGGUUGUUUUGAUGUGUUGUCUAAUAUUUGGACGUUGUACAACAACUCGUCGACCGAUUCAUCUCAAGGUAUUUAUCUUUAGGGUCUUCUUACUGUAAGUACUUCACAAGUCACAACAACUCAGUACCUAGUACCCCUUUGAUUUUGAAAUAUAGACACACUCCACGUUUACCUUUAACGACUACUUCAAAAUGGUGAAAAAGAAGAUGGCUAAAGCUUCAAAGAAAGGCACGGCUGGCAGUUCCGCAGUGUCAACGAAGAAGGGUCCCAAGGAGAAGCAGGCUUCAGGGGGAUCAAGAUCUCCACCUAUCUUAAGGCUACUGCUAAAGCGUUUUCUUCAACAAGGAGAAACUAAUGUGGAAUUCAAAGCUUGCUUUAUUGAGAUCCAAAUACGAGUACGCGAAGUGCGCGCUCCCUGGGGGGCAACGCCGGGUAAAAAGUCAAAGACAACUCAUGGACGCCUUAUUUACUUCGACAUACAUUUUCAUCCUUAUCAUUAUUGUAAUGCCUUGCCAUGUCGUUGCACCUCAACACCAGGCAGGGCAUUUCGCCUCUACUAAAUGUGAGACGCCCACUCCGCAAAGAGAAAGAGGCUCGUAAUAGUAUUACCCUGGUGCUCACAGAGGGAGGUAAAUAUUAUAUCAAUAGUACCCGCCUCAAUAAAGCCCUUUUCCACAACCAAAGGAGGUAGUAAGUAAGGAACUGUGCACCUCUCCUGCACGGGUAAAAAAAUAGUAUUACUCUGGGUGCUCAGACACAUAAAGGAAAAAUGACCGUAGUUUUAUAUUUUCCUCAACUCCGAGGUCUAUCCCACCAUGCAAAGCUGUAUCGGCUCACCUCCCUCCACGGGUAACAAAAUAGCAUUACUCUGCUCAAAAAGGAAGAUUAAAGCAAGAUGAUGCGGCUGCUCUAACUAUCGUUCCAGCCGUCGCCGGUCACGAACACGAUGAGGUUUUCGCGAAUCCUGUCCUAGACCAUGCCAAGGAUCACCCUUAUGGAUCAAAUGCAUUGCUUGGAUUCAUCGGUAGUAAGUUAAAAGUAAAAGAUCCAACAUGAUUUUAUCUUCAAAAAAAAAAUAACAAUAAGUAAAUGCCUAGUAAUUCUCCGUCGAACAUGAGCAUGAUGAUGAUGAUAGUACAGGUUGCUGACUUCAGCUUGUCCUUGCACUACUGAGAGCAACUUGUACUACUGAGUAGACGAGGGAUUUCUCUCUUUACAUGGUAGCAGCUCUAUCUAGGUCGUAUUUACGCUGGGUUGGUAGCAUUAUUUGUACCGUUAGACAGAGCAGUUGAUGUAACUAAACCCAUUAAGUUGUACUUAAAAUAAGUAGCUUUUGCCUUCCAUUGUGUAGUUCUACUUCUAGUAAGAAGAAUAAACAUUCAUAAGAACAAUGAACAGCUUCUCAUUGAGGCUCUCUCUUUACAGCUUAUUUUCCAGUAACUUGCUGACAACUACAAGAAGAAUGAACAUUAAGGUAGUCGUGUCCAAAGCUGUUUGUUCCCAGAAUUAAUUCUAAAAAAAUUUCUAAUCUUGGGAACAAACGGCUUUGGACACGUGCAUGCGUCCGUUCGAAAAACGCGCAAGGUUCAACUACGCCAAUUCGCACCCUUUCAAGCUUCAGCAUCACAAGACCGCUUUGAACAAUUAUGGCUCCUGAGUCGGAUGUCGAUAUGUUGUAGCUGCAGGUACAAAUAGAUGCUUGUACUACUUCUAGGUUGAAUUUGACCAUGAAAGAAGGAAAGACCUUGAUGAACUUCUAAAGAAGUAGAAGAUUCUCAUCAGGUCCGUCUUCAGAGUCGAACUGCCAUGCCCUAUUUUCUUUGGAUCUGUCGUCCUGAAGAUUUUCUUAAAUACAUACAGACUCAGAUACUUUUACCUACUAGAAUUGAAGAAUCAUGAUCUAUCAAUCUGAUAGACAUGUCUUACUCCUAGAGCACUAGUCCGAAAAAAAUUGUUCUAGAAUUUUACCGACUUCUUUUCUAAGACACAAAUAUUGGUUGCAUUGGAUCAGCUAGCUCCUCAAGUUCCACCAGCCAGAGUUCUUCCACAACGCGUGGCAUUCCUGGUAUUCCCACAUCCCUGGACUCAAGACGCCGCUUUUCGUUCACGGAUGCCAAAAUUAAGCCUCACACGACCAAGUAAUCCAUCUUGAGAGACACCUCGUCCCUGAUGAAUCAUGCUGGAGUUUGUUUCCAGGAACUGGGCAAGAAUGAAACGGCACCCAGCAACAUGCAUGUGUCUAAAUGAGAUGGUGUGUCUACUAAAUGAGAUGGAUUGGCAUUGGGGUGUCCGUGAGUAGUUCUAAAAUAGGCGGCCGCGUCAUGUACGACAUCGAGGGAGACUUUUAUGGGUUGGGAGUCUUCGUUCGAGACCAUGAGACCCAGGAAGUCAUCAGCAUCAUGUGUCGACCUACGUCCUAUGACCAGACGAACUCGACUUACGUGUGGCUGCCGAUACGCUCUUACAAAGGCCAGGAACCCGAAGCGUCUGAGAACAUGCCACUGUUCUUGAAGAAGUGGCUCGAAGAGCAGCAGCAGAAAGCAGGGAAGGAAGGCGAAGAAGGUAAAGAUGAAUCUGCUGAAAGCAGUGGUGCACCUCCAAUGAAGAAAAGACGAACUACUACUACCUCUUCGUCAUCUACUUCAUCUUCAACAGCGGCCGCAACUUCCGGGUCUAGCUUUCGCAAAUUUUACCUCCACGCGAAGAUUGAUUUUAAGCCGGAGAAGAAGAAUGGAGCUAGCACCUACAGAAUUUACCAGAACAAUAAGAUUAAGGCUUCUACGACUACAUUCACACUGACAAACAUUCAUUGUGCAUUGACAUGACUGUAUUCCCAAGCAAGAUAGAUCAAGAUCAAGAUGAACAGUGCGGACAUAUAAAUUGUAUUCCCAGGCAAGACACAUCAAUGAAUAGAUCCAAAGGAACGUGAUCCACCCUGUGAUAGAUUAUUUUUUUGUUUUUUUUUCCCCACACUUCGCUGACUUACAUAAUAAAUAGUGCAAUACUGUAAAAAGCAGUGUAUUGACGCAAUCUUCAGCCCUUUAGAGGUAGAGCAACCCCUUAUAUAGCACGAGAACCCCCCUAUAUAACACGAGAACCCCUUACAUAGAGCAACCCCUUAUAUAGCACGACGUGAACCGCUUUCCGUUAACCUCAAAAAAUAGCCUUUUUACAUGGCACAAAAAUCCCACCAUCCUCUUUAAUCCCAAACUCAACAACGCUCCUUCUCUGACAAUACUACUAUUACUUCUACUUCCACUGCUAUUGCUUCUACUUCCACUACUAUUAUCAUGCAGCUCCUUUCUAAUAACUACGGAGGUCAAGCAGAGAUGUUCAAUCAUAGUCAUAUGAUGGCCCUGCUGAGAGCUGACCUCGUCCACGAUGAAUUCGCUGGCUUGUUAGAGGGAAGCAAUGUCGGAAAAAGGUUCGCAGCCGGAAGAAGGAUGUUCAAGGUAAUGCUCUUGAAAAGAUAUUUAUAUAUAAUAUCUGAUAGCUAUACAAAAUUAUAGGACCACGAGGCGAUAGACCUAGUUCAUCUUCGCGAUCUUCCGUUCUUCUGCGAAGAAUAAAUGUGUACUACUAAGUACUUACAUACUAGCUAGAAGAAGUGAAAAGUUCUGCUGCUUCUGCUGCUCCUGAAAUAAUUGAUAUUUAUAAUAUAUUAUAAUAAACGAAUAAAUCUGCAAAAACAAAAUCCAAUCUAUUCAACUACAGCUCUUCCGUCCUUGGCAUCCAAGUCUGAUGAUUAACCCACCUGAGGGAGACAUAUGCGGUUGCAUGGAGAUUCAAGAUGACGAGACUGCCUUCGUUAACCUAGCACCUGUACUAUGUGGGAAUGCUAUCGAUGGAGAUGGCCGUCGUGGUGGAGAAGGCAAGGAAGAAGGUGAAAACAAUCCCGCUGUUAAGGCUCGUAGAAGAAGUCUAUCCAUCUUUGCCAGCAUCUUGGCCUUCCUGUUUGUGAAAGGAACAAAAGAGGCACCAAGAAAAGAUGCUCAUCUACCAGAUGUGUUUCUUCUAGCUCUAACGCCGACAUGGAUUUUCUGAGGCUGUUUUUGCAGUCUUUCUGUCUCUACGACCAAGUGCUGGCACAGAAAAAUAAUGCAAUUCGCAGAGUCGAGACUACAGUCGCCGCCAGCUUGGGCGCGGUGGCUUACUCAGCCUGGAGCUUGAAUUCCACGCCGAUUGCCAUCAUUCACGAUGGCUACUUACUUGCUUCUCAGGGUUUAUUCACCGGAGUAGGUGCCGUUGCUGGCGGAGCGUUUACCAUGUACCAGAUCGGAAAAAUGGCUUUAUACGGAGCAACCACGACUACGGAGGUCGUGCAUGCGGUGGGUGCCGAACCCUUGUUGCCCAUGGUAGGUGCCUUCGGUUCCUCAGUAUAUUUGGCGAAUACAUUGGUCGUGCAACCAGUCCUCAAACCUUUGGCCACAGUGUUGAAGCCAGUCGUGGAAAAGGCAGUGGUGCCAGCAUUGGCCGUGGCAGCGCAGAAACUGACGCAAUACUACCAAGAACACGUUCUAAGACCCAGAGUGCCACCACCGUUGUAACAAGAAUGGAGAAGAUAAAGGGUGAGAAGAUUAGAUAACGAUAGCAUUGAAAAUUUGUUUGGAACAGCAAGAAAAUGGAAAAACUCAAGGAAAAAGACCGGUGCAGUUGUAAGCAAAUAUGCGGAUUGGAGCACCGGCACGAACAGAAAAAAGCACUAGGGCGGCAGCUCGUUCUGGUGUUUGUAGAAGGAAAAGUCAGGUGCGGGAGGUGGUUUGCGUCUAGUGGUUGGGAGAAAAGAGUGAGUGCGCGCUCUGGGAAAAAAUCGUGUGUGGAGUGAGCUCUGACAAAAUUGAAAAGUCGGUUGUAUUUUGAUUUUCCAAAUGUGUAGAAUACCAAGAAUACAUAGCUUUUCAAUUUAGAGACUCUGCUUCGUCGAUAGUUCUACUACUAAAUCUAAGUCGCGAGACAGGGUCAGAAAGACCUAGAAGUAGUACAACAUCCACUGCGUAAAAAUUCAUUUUCAUCCAUAUGUUCUUGAUAUUGGUUGUUAACAUGAAUACUUGGAGUUGCACACUCAAAUAGGUCCGUUAUCGUCAGUGUAUGAAUACUUGUAGUUCUAUUUCUUGUUGUAGUACAAUAAUGAAAAGUAAUCGAAAAAUAUUGUUGGGGUAGAUCGUGUCCGUCACUUCAUCAAUGUUGAAUCUAGUAAAGUAUUAAUUUUUAUCUAUUCCUUGACUCUAUGAUGAAUCUACAGCUAAUCAGAUUGACAAUCACUCGAUCUUCGAUUGAACAGCACCCAGAUGAAGAUGAAAAAUGCCACCAAGUUCAAGAACGUUAUUACGAAGAUCAUCAUUAUCGCCACAAUGAAUCAAUUAGUAGCAUUUAUAUGAUAAUCAAUUUUUAGAAUGUCAUGCGUAUGCCCCUGAUAGUGCCGUUCCUAGCACCCGUCGUAGAGUCAGAGUCUGAGUGUAGUCAUGAUCGAAAUCAAGACACAGACAGCGCGAUGUAUAGAAAAAGUCUGCAACUACUACCACCCAAAUCGCCAGAGCAGUAAGAGCAGGUAGUUACAGCGCCAGCAGCAACCCUAUAAUGAUCCUUGAUGCGAAGGACCGGAGGUGGUGGCAGUGGGACUCCCGGCGCGGUGAUAUCCCUUCACCUGAGCAAAAGUAGAAUUACAACAUAUCCGACUGACUAGAGGACAGAGAUAGUUGAUAUAAUGAUUUUUAUCAAGUGAAGCAUCGGAUGCUCCAAAAAGACGACGUGAUCAGAUGGAGCAAUUGUACUCGGUCUGAGACCAAAGCCACGCAUACGCCAUAUGAGACCAUCUAAACAACACAAGAGGGAGGCUCCGAGGAGUCACCCUAAGUAUAAUAACAACUACAACAUGACACAACAUGACUCUUGUAGAGAAUGACCAUUUGACACACCAUGAUGAUGAUCUAUCUUGUAAAAGACCUCAAUAAGAAUAAGGAGCGACUUACUACUCAUGUACAGGAGCUGAAAACAUCCACGACGAACAUGUCACUGGUUCACUAUGAUCUUAGGAUUUAGGCUCGUCUCUCUUUCCACGAAAUCUUGAUGGGAACCGAAAAAGGC